AUGGCAUAUUUCAAGUUCCUUGAGAAAGUUCCACUAUUGCUCUUACCGCCAAAAGAUAGUGCGGUCCUCCGAAACAAGCUCAUCAGAAAGCUUGAAGAUUUGGGGUCCUUCUCCAUACCCUUGAGAAUCGGAGAUUUGAAGCCAAAGAGAGCAUUGGCCGAUCUUAGGGUUAGUGUGAGCGUGGUGCCCCUCUCCAUUGCAAAGAAGCUCAACUUUGAGCUUAAAUCAACAAGAAGGGUGAUACAACUAGUGGACCGCUCGGUUAAGGUGCACGUUGGAGAACUGGAGGAUGUUCCGGUGCAACUUGGGAGGGUAUACAUCCCUUGCGACUUUGUAGUGAUGGAAAUGGAAGAAGACUCUCAAGUCCCUCUUAUUUUGGGAAGGUCAUUCUUGAAAAUGGUUGGAGUGCUAGUUGACAUGAAGAGGGGUGUUUUGACAUUGAAGGUUGGGGAUGAAAAGAUGGAGUUCGCUUUCAACAAGAGCAUGAAGGCUCCAAUCAUGGAGGAAGUACAUCGGAUCGAUACUCUUGCGCAUAAUGUAUUGAAGAGCAUGAAGGGAUUUGGUUGA
Molecule: messenger RNA, 567 nt
Organism: Beta vulgaris subsp. vulgaris (sugar beet)
Lineage: Eukaryota; Viridiplantae; Streptophyta; Magnoliopsida; Caryophyllales; Amaranthaceae
Exons: 2
Coding region: 1-567 (188 amino acids)
Source: RefSeq, a predicted model, not a curated record